AUGGGUCUAGCAAGUGAGGAUAUGAUCAGUGCAUUUGUCAAACUCGAAGUGAAUGGAGCACGAGAUUCGUUACUCAAAAAAUAUUUCAAUGAGGAAAUUAGAGAUCCCCACCCUCCUAUUUUCUAUGCCUUCAAACAUUUGACCUUUAAAAAAACUCACGUCUUCCAUCCACCAGCACCAGAUCUUACUCCACCAGAGAACGAACUAGACCCUCUGAUACCGGAUCCUCCCAUUCCACCACCUCUUCCAACACCUGCUCUAGCUCCUCCUCCUCCUCUACCUCCACCACCUCCACCUCUUCCACCACCUCCACGAGCAUUUACAUCAGAACAUAUUAGGAUGAAUGAAAACGAAGAAGAGAAAGGAUUCAGAAGAGGAAAAGGGGGGAGAGUGUCAGUGACCAGUGAUGAGCUUGUGAGACAUCGAGAGAUAGAAUAG
Caenorhabditis remanei is the source of this 438-nucleotide messenger RNA. RefSeq lists its product as uncharacterized. Bases 1 to 438 code for a protein of 145 amino acids. The transcript has 3 exons. NCBI's taxonomy places the organism in Eukaryota, Metazoa, Nematoda, Chromadorea, Rhabditida, Rhabditidae. The record is from RefSeq and is a predicted model, not a curated record.